AUCAUGUCGGAAAGCGACCAAGAACUGGUUGAUGCGGUAUGUUUUAUGUAUCUUAGAGGACAGACAGAUUUUCUAUACGAAGAUAGUAAGGAAUGCUCAAUCUCAGAUCCACUCAUUACUAUGCAGUCAGCUUCGUCCCAAAAUAAUAGCAGCAUUGUACGAGAAGAUGCUCUGCUAUUACUAAAAAAAUUCUUUGGUCAUGACAGUUUUCGACCUUUACAAUGGACAAUAAUUAAGAAUGCGCUCGAUGGGAUAGAUCAAGUUGUAGUAAUGUCUACAGGUUUCGGAAAAAGCGUCUGCUACCAGCUACCAUCUUUGUAUACUAAAAAGUUGACUAUCGUUAUAUCUCCCCUAAUUUCUCUCAUGAACGACCAAGUGGAAAACGUCAGCGAAAAUAAUUCGGAUGAACAGCAUUCAAUUCUUGAAUCGAGUAGCCUGCGUUUACUUUACAUUACUCCUGAAUUUGCUCUCCACAACAGCUCUUUGCUGAAAUCUAUUCGUAAAAAUGUUUGUUUGUUAGCUGUUGAUGAAGCUCAUUGCGUUUCUCAGUGGGGACAUGAGUUUCGCCCUAAUUACCGACGCUUAGCUGAAGUUCGUCGUAUUUUCAAUGGAAAGGUUCCGGUAAUGGCUCUAACAGCUACUGCAACGCAACAAGUUAAAAUGGAUAUUGUUAAGAAUUUGGAACUCCACCAACCAGUCAUCACAUGUGCAUCACUUGAUCGGCCGAAUUUAUAUUUGUCUGUGCGCAGCCCAGCAAGUUUGAAAGAGUUAUUAAAUUUACUCACUAAUGAAGAUGAAAAAAACGGAAAACAUUUUAAUGGAUCAACAAUUAUUUAUUGUUCUACUCGUACUCUGGUCAACGAAAUUUAUGAUACAUUAUCUAAAACAGGGGUCAAAUGUGCACGAUAUCACGCUGGAAUGUCUGUGGUAGCACGGCGUAAAGCACAUGAAAACUUUGUUAAAGAUCGUAUAACAACAAUGAUUGCUACAGUGGCAUUUGGUAUGGGAAUCGAUAAACCUGACGUUCGCAAUGUCAUACAUUAUGGAGCUCCAAAAAAUAUCGAAAGUUAUUACCAAGAGAUUGGAAGAGCAGGACGUGAUGGAUGUCCCAGCAUGUGCAUCGUGCUUUAUAAAGAUCAUGAUUUAGUUAAACAUCGUUUGCUUUUAUCUCAUUUUGGUGAAUCUGUGAAAAAUAGUUAUCCACGUGCAAGAUGUUGUGAUGUUUGUGAUAAACUGAUUAAUUUGGAAAAUAAUGAUGCGUUACUAUUACUUCGAGCCGUUGAAGUUUUUCAAGGUUACACUGGUCUUGGGAAAAUUAUUGAUUUUUUGAAAGGAGUAAGGUUUCUUAUUCAAGUUUCUUAUUCAAAACAGUUUAGUUACAAAUUUCAUUUACAGAGUGAUGCAGCUGAACAGCGAGGUGUAAGCGAGGGAACUAUUACUUCGUAUUUUGUAAAUUUUGUUAAAAAUGGUCUUCCGAUUCAUUUGGAUGCUAUUGAUAUCAAUAAACAACAUUUGGACACCGUUUUCAAUAUUCUUCGGUUGAAACCCAUAAUGGAGAAAUUGCCAGAAAAUUUCAUCGAUUACAAUCGUUUAAAGAUUAUUUUCGGUAUCUUGGAAUAUGAAUACGGUGUCACAGAAAAUUCAGAGAGAUCGUCAUGUACUUCAACUUCAUCUGAGAUUGCUGUGAAGCGAAACAUACCAGAGUGGAUGAAAACACAUGUUGCGCAUUCUGUGGAAGCUAAAAAAAGUAAAAAAUCGAAUUUGUUCAAAUGA
This is a messenger RNA of Thelazia callipaeda (thelaziosis nematode), 1773 nucleotides long. NCBI's taxonomy places the organism in Eukaryota, Metazoa, Nematoda, Chromadorea, Rhabditida, Thelaziidae. The record is from the annotation of a GenBank genome assembly.